AUGAGGAUAUUCAUUGGGUUUCUCAAAUUCAUACUGUUUGCCAUAAUAAUGCUUGAGUAUGGGGUCCUUGCUCCUAAUUCAUGGAGAGCUACAAGUACAGUGGUUCAUUGCAUAGAGAGGGAGAGGCAAGCCUUGCUUCAGUUUAAGGAUGGCCUUGGGGCGGAUGACUCAAGCACAUACGCAUGGUCUUCAUGGGGUAGUCAGAAGCACAAGAGAGAUUGUUGUCAAUGGGAGGGAGUUCAUUGCAGCAACCAAACAGGGCAUGUCUUGAUACUCCACCUUCCUGGUGAUGAUCUAGACCAAUUGUCUUUACAAGAAAAUUAUCUUGGAGGAGAAAUACCUUAUCAACUUGGUAACCUCUCACAAUUGCAACACCUUGAUCUCUCAUCUAACGGACUUGAAGGAGAAGUACCUUAUCAACUUGGGAAUCUCUCACGAUUGCAACACCUUGAUCUCUCAUCUAACGGACUUGAAGGAGAAGUACCUUAUCAACUUGGGAAUCUCUCACGAUUGCAACACCUUGAUCUCUCAUCCAACGGACUUGAAGGAGAAGUACCUUAUCAACUUGGAAAUCUCUCACAAUUACAACACCUUGAUCUCUCAUCCAACGAACUUGAAGGAGUGCCUUAUCAACUGGGGAAUCUCUCACAAUUGCAACAUCUUGAUCUCUCAUUUAACAAUCUUGGAGGAGUAAUACCUUAUCAACUUGGGAACCUUUCGAACUUGCAAAAGCUUUUCCUUGGAUCAGAUGAUAGUGCUCUCAAAAUCAACCAAAAGAAUGGGGGUGGAGGUCCUAUUCCAGAGUGGUUUUGGGCAUUGUUGACACCAAAGCUAUUUUACUUGAAUAUUUCAUGCAAUAACUUUGUUGGUACAAUACCAAGUGUUCCCUUGAAAUCCAUCUCUGGUGCUUGGAUAUCUGUGGCCUCCAAUCAUUUUGAGGGAGAACUUCCAACUUCUAUCGGCUCUUUAGAGAGUCUUGAAAGUCUGAUAUUGAGAGACAAUAAGUUUACUGGACGAUUGCCUAUUACCUUAAGGAAUUGCCCAAAUUUAAGGUUUCUAGAUAUAGGGAAAAACCAUUUCUCUGGACAUGUACCUUCAUGGAUUGGAAUUAGUUUACAUGAGUUAGAAAUUUUAUCACUUCAAAAAAAUAACUUCUUUGGAGAUUUACCAAUUCAUCUCUGUUAUUUGUCAAGACUUCAUUUCUUGGAUCUCUCAUUGAACAAUCUUUCAGGAAAGAUACUUAGAUGCUUCGGAAAAUUUACACAAAUGGCUUUAGAGAGUGAUUCAUAUCCUUUUGAUAUUUCAUUUGGCAUUGAUAAUUAUGUGGAAUUUUCAUCUGAGAUAAGUGCAUUGCUAAUGUGGAAAGGUAUGGAACGAACCUUUAGGAAAACAAAUCUUUUAAAAGGCAUUGAUCUUUCAAGCAAUCUAUUCAUGGGAGGGAUUCCAACUGAAUUAGGAAACUUAGUUCGAAUGGUAUCUCUGAACUUAUCAAAAAAUCACUUGGGUGGAGAAAUUCCUUCAGAGAUUAGACAAUUAACAUCAUUAGACUCUCUUGAUUUAUCAAGAAAUCAUUUAUAUGGUCCAAUUCCUUCAAGCCUUACUCAAAUUUAUGGUCUCUCAGUGUUGGAUUUAUCAAAUAACAACCUUUCUGGAAAAAUUCCAAUUGGCACGCAAUUGCAAAGUUUUAAUAGCUCAAGCUAUGAAGGAAAUCUUGACCUUUGUGGAAAACCGCUUGAGAAAAUAUGUCUAGAGGAGGAAAAACCUCAAGAGCUAAUUGAAUUCAAAUAA
This is a messenger RNA of Prosopis cineraria, 1788 nucleotides long. Its product is annotated as receptor-like protein 43. Lineage: Eukaryota; Viridiplantae; Streptophyta; Magnoliopsida; Fabales; Fabaceae. Gene Ontology annotation, molecular function: protein binding. The record is from RefSeq and is a predicted model, not a curated record. The transcript has 4 exons. Bases 1 to 1788 code for a protein of 595 amino acids.